GCUGUGGAGCACUUGAUGAGAAGGGUCGAGGCUCUGGAUUCACGUGUCAACGACAACAUCGAUAAAACCGAUGCAGUAAUAACGAAACUGAGGACCUUGGACCUGAAAUUGUUCCACGCACAGCCACCACUUCCGCCAGAAGCGCUGGGACACAGUGCGAGAUCGAUAGACAGUAGUACCGGUAAUGAGGACGAGGAUCCUGUUCCCGUGAUUCGUCUGAUCCACCACGACGCACCGAACCCAGAAUACCUCGGUGAUAAACUCCUAUCUCUGGAUCAAAAGGUCUCUGACAUUGACGACAAACUCGUGAAUCUGAAGAAUCAGCUUGACAACAAUUUCCUCCCAAGUGACGACAUAAAUGCCGAAGCGAGUGAGAAAAAGCCCAUAAGCAUGAAUGUCAUAGAAAUAACUAAAGCAAUGAGCAACGAAGUGAUGAAUCACGUGUCAAUAGAGAUUGAGAAUUUACGUCAGGCGACGGGUAAUGUAGAUAGGAAGCUUCAAUUUCACAUGAAUUUGGUGGCUGACACUUUGGGAACUGUUUACACGCUUACCCGAGACAUUCACGAGGCGAUUGUUGACAAGAGCCAACUUUCAAACCAAAAUCAGACGACAACGAGCACUCAACCGCCUCAGGUUACCAGGAAGAGUAAGAUCGAUCGACUUGUCGAGAAGAUUCAUCCCAUGCUAACUGUUUCGGAGAAGAUGGACCAGGUUUGGAAUGUUGUUGUGGGUACCAAGAGCUCAGUUGAUCAUCUCCUGCCGAAGUCGGAUGCAUUGCUGACGCAGACACAACGCCAGGAGAGAGCGAUUAAUGAGAUAGGCGCGGAUCUCAGAUCCAAGACUAACAAGAUAAUUGAGAAUCUCGAGGGAGUGGAAAGUAGACUCAAGAAGCAGGAAGAUGACGUGGCCAAUCUCGCCCAGCGGCCGAUACCAGCUGAAUUGUUGUUGGAUCCUACGAUUGAUCGGCUCGUUGAGUAUGAUCCAAGUCGUUACAUUGCUCUGAACGAAGAAUACACAACAGAGACCCCACCCCCAUCCACCACAACAACACCAUUACCAACAACCUCGUCACUUCAGGCGUCGUCGUCCGCUAAUCCACCUGCCACCAGUCCCAUGACUACGUCAUCUACCUCAUCGACCUCAACACAAAGCCCCGGUAUUUCAUCCCAGCGGUCAGCAACACGCAAUCGGGGUGUCAUAUUUCCCAGUGUGAAGAACAAACCCAGCCCCGCGAAUUCCACAUUCACUACUGACUCGGUGCUUGUUAAUUACAAGGACAUCAGGGGAUACUCAUGUGUAGAUUUGCUCAAUGCAGGGAUGAGAGAGAGUGGUGUGUACUAUCUUCAAAUACGGGGAACAACCUACUGGUUCCUGAAGGUCUUCUGCGAGCAGGAAAUCGCUGAGGGAGGAUGGACGGUAAUUCAAAGACGUGAUGAUUUUGGAGAACCGAGAGAAAACUUCAAUCGAGACUGGGCAGACUAUAAAAAUGGAUUUGGUGACCCUGCCAGAGAAUUCUGGCUUGGAAAUGAAAAUAUUUACAUGUUAACUAAUAACGAGGAUUAUUCGUUGAGAGUUGAACUGGAAGAUUUCGAAGGAAAUAAGAGGUACGCUCAGUACUCUCACUUUAAAAUAUACUCCGAAGGGGAGUACUACAAACUGGAGAUUGAUGGAUACGAGGGCAAUGCUGGUGACUCACUGAAUGACCCCUGGUAUGGCUCCAACAACAGUCCCUUCUCCACUUACAAUAGAGAUAACGAUCGAUCAUCAUUGAACUGUGCAUCGAUGCUCAAGGGCGGUUGGUGGUGGAAAUCGUGUGGAAGAGGACUCAACGGUCUCUACCUCCACGAUCCUCAAGAUCUAACGGCUCGGCAAGGAAUCGUUUGGUUUCGCUGGAGAGGAUGGGACUACACCCUGAAGAAGGCGACAAUGAUGAUAAAACCCAGAAGCCUAGUAUCAACCUCACAAUCACAAUCAUAAAUAAAUAAUUCUUCAGAAUCAGGCGGACAAACUGAGAAUCGAAAACCUUUAAAAUUUUGAGAUUAUCUCUUCUCCGAAACUGCCAUGACGAAUUGCCUAGAAUUUUACGAUCAAAAUUUAUUGAAGAGGAGUACGAAGACUAUGCAGUAUUUUCAUGUCGAUCGAUCAAAUAAUUCUUAGAGCAGCCUCUCCUCUUCUUGAUGCUCCACUCAAACAAAUCGCAAUGAUAGGGAACUUGCAUGCAGAUUAUUUUUUCCUAAUUCCCUUAUUUAUACAUUCUUCAGAGUUGAAAAGCGAAAAUAUGAUGAAGAAUGGCUCACAUAAUUUAUAAAAAUUGAUUAAAUGUUAUUCGUUCUUGAGAUUAACUUGAUCAUGACGUCACAAAUACGGAGUAGUAAUUCUCCAUUGGCCGAGUAGGAGUCGUAUUUACAGAUUAGGUUAGUUUAGCGCGAAUGCAUUCUGUGAUUGGUUUAGCGUUCGUAUCGG
Messenger RNA from Diachasma alloeum, 2463 nucleotides. Its product is annotated as angiopoietin-related protein 2. Lineage: Eukaryota; Metazoa; Arthropoda; Insecta; Hymenoptera; Braconidae. The transcript has 9 exons. The record is from RefSeq and is a predicted model, not a curated record. Bases 16 to 1977 code for a protein of 653 amino acids.